AUGACUGAAAGUAGUGCAUUUUCGACUACAUCAUCAAUGUUACCAGGCGGUAUUCCUAGACCAAUCGACCAUACACCAGAUGAGAAUGAAUUUCAAAUGACUUUAAUCCCGAUGACAAGAAUCAUUUUCAUGGAUGAAGAUAUUGGUAUUAAGCCAGUAACAACAUCUGUCACAAUUCAUAAUGAUACAGUACUAGUGCAAGCAUUUAAGGUAAAAUGUACAUCAAAUAAAAUGUUUACUAUUAGACCAUCGUAUGGAAUUAUUGCUCCAAAUGAAAAAAAGAGUAUUAAAAUAACAUUUAAUUGGAAAGAUGUGCCGAAAGAUGACUUACACUUCAUUUCAUUUUAUCAUAUUCGAAUUAACGAAAACACUUGCAAUAUGCAGCCACGAGAGAUUUUUGAAAAAUAUAAACCUGAAGGUGUGAAGCGCAUUCUGUGUCAAUUCAAAAAUGCUAGUGGACAACCGAUUCAUCAACCUGAUCCGAAACCUAACACAGAAAUUGCUUGA
Messenger RNA from Brugia malayi, 507 nucleotides. RefSeq names its product MSP domain protein. The record is from RefSeq and is a predicted model, not a curated record. The coding region runs from base 1 to 507 and encodes 168 amino acids. The transcript has 5 exons. Lineage: Eukaryota; Metazoa; Nematoda; Chromadorea; Rhabditida; Onchocercidae.